Molecule: messenger RNA, 6547 nt
Organism: Silurus meridionalis
Lineage: Eukaryota; Metazoa; Chordata; Actinopteri; Siluriformes; Siluridae
Gene: myocd
Product: myocardin
Exons: 16
Coding region: 441-3824 (1127 amino acids)
Biological process (GO): cardiac muscle cell differentiation; smooth muscle cell differentiation
Source: RefSeq, a predicted model, not a curated record
GAGAAGUCUGUGCUCCUUCACUCCUCGGUGAGUGUGUGCUGCAGGAAGUCAGGGUCUUACCAGGGCGAGCCUCGUCUUCACCUCGUCCUCUGACACACGUGCAAAAUGUCUUUUUGUCCGUUCAACCUUUUUGACCUGACAAUGCAGACUUUGUGAUGCUGUGACAUGGCAGUAAUCCUAAGACAGUUGAAGCUUGUGAAGAAAUUUGUCAUUUUUGGAGAACUGGGAUUCUUAGGAACACUGAAAGACUGGCAGAAGAAGAAGCAAAAAAAAGCCUAAACACAUCAGCUCCAGACUGCGUUCUCCUUCUCAGCUGAAGAGCAACACAUACCGAGCAGCCGUCUAAGCCAUGACCCGCAGUGCCAAGAAGCUUUGCUGAAAUUUCCCAGGGGGACAAGCUGUGGGUGAUCUGAAGAGAAGAGGAGCACGGGACUAAGGCAAUGAAUGCCGUGAAGAGCACUGAGCCGAGGCUCGGACAGAGCCGUUCCAGCACUGAGCCUGGUUUCAGGAACAUUGGAAACCCAAUUGCCAAUACCCAGUGUGGCUCCAGGAACACUUCCAACUGCAAAACCAGUACUUUAAGCUCCAGGAGCACAUUAAACCCCAACAACAGCACCAAUCCCAGCUCUAGGCUCCUGGGCAAGUCAAACAGCAGUGCUCAAAGGGGUUCCAAGCACAUGGGCAGCAACUGCAACACUAAUACUGAGAGGGGCUCAAGGAACACAGGAAGCCAGAACUCUGGUGCUGAACGAGGGUCCAAAAGCAUUUUGAAUCCCAACCCCAGUGCAGAGAAGAGCUCAACAAGCGUGGGUAAUUCCACCAGGCAGGUCGGGCCCAAAGCGUCGGUUCAAGCUCAGAACAACAAUGUCCUGCAGUUGAGGCUCCAGCAGAGGAGGACGCGAGAGCAGUUAGCAGACCAGGGCAUCAUGCCUCCCCUGAAGAGUCCAGCUGCAUUCCAUGAACAGAGGAAAAGUCUUGAACGCUCCAAGACUGGAGAUUAUUUAAAGCAUAAAAUCCGAAGUAGACCGGAGAAGUCAGAGCUGGUUAACAUGCACAUUCUACAAGACAUGGCCAGCGAAAGUCCUGCUCAAGACUCGCAGAGCAAACUUAAGCGUGCCCGACUGGCUGACAACCUUAACGAGAAAAUCGCCCUGAGACCAGGUCCAUUGGAAUUGGUCGAGAAGAACAUAAUACCCGUCGAUUCAACAGUUAAAGAGGCCGCUUUAAAAGUAAAUCAUGGGAAGUUUCCGAAGCAGGAGGACUCAUAUGCAUUUGAGGAGGACAGCAACAGCGAGAGCCUGUCUCCUGAACAGCCCCUAAGUGACGAGUCCCAGAGCUCAGCCGGGCCUUUGGCAGAGAGCAAGGCCAGCAGUGGUAUUCCAUCCCCCUCACUGACCACAGGCCCUACACAGUUCUCAAGCUUUGCUGUUAAGGGGUCACAAACCAGAGAGUCAACUGUUCAAAACAAAGAAGAAGGUCUACCUGUGGCAAACAACCAGACAGCUCCACCCAUUCCAGUCCCUGCAAUAAUUAAGUCGAAAACAACAGACAAAAAUCGCAAUAAGAAGCCCAAAGAUGUUAAGCCAAAAGUGAAAAAGCUGAAGUACCACCAGUACAUUCCGCCAGACCAGAAAGCGGAAAAGUCUCCUCCUCCAAUGGACUCAGCCUACGCCCGGCUACUGCAGCAGCAGCAGCUCUUCCUGCAGCUGCAAAUUCUCAGCCAGCAGAAGCAUCAGCAGCAAAACCAUUCACACCAGUCCCAGUGUCCACAAAGCCAGAGCUUUAGCUACCAGCCUGUACACCAGCAUUUGUCAACCAAGCAGACCGGCGAGCAGCAAACGCAAUGCAGUUCCAGUGGUGCCAACAGUACAGACAGCAUCAGCUCCUCAUCUCCUGUGAAGACCACAUACUGCAGCACAUCCAACAUAACUUCAGUCAGACCAGGGCCUUUGCCCUCUAACCUUGAUGACCUAAAGGUGUCUGAGCUUCGGCAGCAGCUAAGAAUACGAGGUCUUCCAGUAUCAGGCACCAAGACUGCCCUUAUAGAAAGGCUGAGGCCCUAUAAAGACUCUACCUCUGCUUCUCCCUCUAGCUCCGGUGAUAUCACAACCGUUACUUUCCCAGUGACUCCCACUGGCUCGCUCUCCUCCUACCAAUCCCCAAGUUCUUCCGGUACUUUGUCCCAUGUAGGGGGGUAUUACCCAUUUUGCAGUAAUACAUCCACCCCACCCAUCUCUCCUGCCUCCUCUGAUCUGUCAGUCAGUGGCUCUCUUCCUGACAGUUUCAGCGACGUCACUAUGUCUUCUCCGCAGUUCGGCCUGCAGCCAUCACCGGCUCAACUGAGUGCAGAGGACAACCCGAACUUGGGGAACUGCCUGCAUGGUGAAUCAGGCCUGGACACUGAGAAGGACAAGAUGUUGGUGGAGAAGCAGAAGGUGAUCGAGGAGCUGACAUGGAAGUUACACCAGGAGCAACGGCAGGUGGAGGAGCUGCGGAUGCAAUUGCAUAAACGGAAGCACAGUCAUGGCUUGCAGGAGCCAAUACACUUGCAGCCCCCGAGCCAAAUGCAGCACUUCUUCGGUGUGUCCAUCAAGCAAGAGCAUGUGGCCUCCAGCUGUCCAAUGGCCUCCAAGCAGCCAAAGAAUGGGCCUUCAAACAGCUGCAUGGAGCCAAUGGGACACUGUAGCCUAGGUGGUGGCCUUCAAAACCUGGACAUACCCUCGUCUCGAAGUCCUUCUGGUCUCCCGUCCUAUCUAAGCCCUCAGUGCUCUCCUCAAGACUCACCCGUGACCAAGAACUCAAGCAGCCCACAGCCCAACAGCAUUCCCUCCUCUCCUAGUAAUCCAUUUCUGCUCACACCUCCCUUGGGUAGGGACAGCUGCCCCCACAAUGGCGCCAGAUCACAUCCCAUGCAGCUCCAGCGGAAAAAUGUUGCUCAAUCUGUGAGCUGCACCUAUUCAGCUGACCAAAGAAGUUUGCAGCAAGUCUAUUCAAGCAACGAGAACAACCUAAACCCCAGAGGGUCUUCUAAGGGAAAAACUCCAAACAUUCAGCAAAAGAUGGCAAUAUUACACUCUCCCAGGCACAUUGACCAAACGUGCGCCACCUCCACCACUACCUUCUGUAGCUCAGACUCUACUGCAUCUGCCAUUAAACAGCCCCCAUGCUAUGAGGAUGCAGUGAAGCAGCAGAUGACCAGAAGUCAGCAAAUGGACGAACUCCUUGAUGUCCUAAUUGAAAGUGGAGAAAUUCCAGCUAACGCCAAAGAGGAGAGGUCCCCUGUAACCAAAGUUGUGCCUCACCUUACAGUUUCGGCCAGCAACACUGCCACCAGUGCAACGCCCAUUCCAAAGUUUCAUCGCCACUUCAGCCACCUUCCGCCCUCUGAUGUGCAAUAUGGGCAUGCUACGGGGCAUACCGAGUGCCACCUGGAGGUGCUUCUGAGCCCCUUGAUACGCCAUGGGGACAUUAUGCCUGUCAAGUUGAGCACAGAGGAGGGCCAGCUGGAGAAGAUAGGAGACUCCUUUGCAGGUCAUCACCAUGACGACAAGUUGCUCAGCAACAGGGACAUGAUGGGCACGCCUCUGUCUCCUAUGGCGACCAAAGUCUCACCAGUGCCCACGGACAACCAAGGGCUCGGCAUGACGUUCUCAGAAUCACCAUGGGAAAGCAUGGAGUGGUUGGACUUAACUCCUCCAAGCUCAGCCACGGCAUUCAGCAGCAGCAUGGCUCCAUCAGCACCCAGUAUCUUCAACACAGAGUUCCUGGAUGUGAGUGACAUUGGACUGAAUUCAGCCAUGGACCUCCACCUUGAGCACUGGUGAAGCUGACCAGGGAGCCCUAUUAGAUAAACCAUACAGCCAGGUAUAGAUUGAGCAAGAACAUGAAGCACUUCACAUCCAAAAUUAUCUACGAUGUGGUUUUCCACAAGACGCACAGCCAACAGGAUCAAAUAAAACUCCAAGAUGACUUCCUCAAAUAACACUCAAUAUGUUCUUCCUACAGUAAAAAAAAAAAAAUGCUUGUUCUGGUCCAAAACUUGAAACUUUAUGUCGUGGGAAGGAAUGUGGGAAGGAAUUACUGGAAAUAACCGAUACCAAACUAACCGAAUCCAUUCAAACGAAACAUCUAAAAUAAAUCCAACAGCGAAUUCAAUUGUAAAUAUUACACUACUGUUUAGAAAAAUGUCUUUUCAGCACGUGGUGUGAACACUCUUGAAGUGCUCACACACGCACAAAAAACCUCCCCACCACAUGACGGCGUUUUAUUGUGCCACGUAAAAAAAAGAAAAAAAAAAAGACAAAUCUUUUAUGAGAAUAAAGUCGUAGCAAUACAAGAAUAAUGGCGAAAUAUUUUGAGAAUAACGUCAAAAUUACGAGAAUAAAGCUGAAAUUACGAGAACAAAGCCGUAGCUAUCCGAGAAUAAAGCUGAAAUUACGAGAACAAAAACGUAGUUAUACGAGAAUAAAGCUGAAAUUACGAAAACAAAGCCGUAGUUAUACGAGAAUAAAGCUGAAAUUACGAGAACAAAGCCGUAGUUAUAUGAGAAUAAAGCUGAAAUUACGAGAACAAAGCCGUAGCUAUACGAGAAUAAAGUCUAAAUUGCAAAUUUUUGCAAUUUGCAAUUUAGUCUAAAAUCUAAAUUGCAAAAAUAAAUCCGAAAUAUUUUUGAGUAUAAAGUUGCAGCAUUACGAUAUUAAAGUGGUAAUAUUUUGAGAAAAAUCACAGAAUUGUGAGAAACGUUUCGCAUUAACUGGAUGUGGAGGAUUUGGUUAGAUCCUACUUUAGGAAAUUCUUUGUCUUUUGGCGCAUGAGCUCGGAGUUAUAAUUAGUGAACAGAGCGAAACUUAAUUUAUUCAGAAGUAAAAAAUCAGACAGACAUUGAGGAAAUUGCCUUUUGUGCAGACUUGUAUGGUGACCAGUGGUUGACUCCAAGAAUAUCGAUGGUUACAUCUACAUUAAAUUCGAAGAGAUGUUUCUCACGUGAAAUCAACCCUGAAGGAGUUAAACAUGGGCUCACUCGAAUGUCUGAGAUCCCAACAUGCUGUGGUUUAUGGAUUCAUAUUAUACGCUUGUAAUUUUGACUUAAUUCUCAAAAUAUUUUAUUCUUGUACUGCGACGACUUUAUCCUCGUUAUUUUUUUUUUUUUUCACGUGGCACUAAAACUCUGUCAUAGUAUCUAAAUGUGCUAUUGUAAAUAUUUAUAAAUGCUCACACAGCAUCUUGAGUAGUAUAGUUUUGUCACCUUUGGCUUGCCAUAUAUAUAUAUUUUUUGGACUGCAUGCAAGUGCCUUUUGUUCUACUCUUUUUUUUUUUUUUUACCAUAUUGUUCUGUUUUUCAUCCCCAUUUUAUUUAAAGAAACAUUUUAAUUUAUUUAGACCAUCAAGAUACAAUGUUGUAUCAGAAUAUAUCAUUGUCUAUAAUGUGAGAGUAUGUCUUAGCUGCAAGUCCAUGAAUUAAAUUACUAAACAAUUUUACAUUCAGUUUAGGUCUCAGCAUGUCACCAUUGCUUUUUUAUUUCCUUAACGAAUGACCACAAAAAUGUAUAGUCAUGUGGUGCGCAUAAUUCAACAUACUUUCCCUGUGUAAAAAUUUGUUCAGUUUACAAUUGACUCACUGCUGCCCCCUAUAUGAAAAUUUCCAUCUUCAUGGCUGUUUUAUUUUUGUCCCCGAAUACUACUAACAAUAUUGACACGUGACCCGUUUUGCUUUCUUUCAAAGAUGUCACAUUGCAGAUGUAUUUAUUUGGACAUUUGAAUAUUUGCGUAGACGUAUUUAUACAGAAGAUAUUUAUGAGACAUUCCUUUGUUUAGGAACAGGGAUAAAGGAGACGCAUAUCCUUCCGCCCGAAAGAGGCACAUGAAAAUCAAGGUUGAGCCUAGGAAAAUUACAAUCCAGAGGUUUUAUUUUUUAUAGAAUUGCAAUACUUUAUAACUACGUCGCGUCUCUUUAGAUUUUCCGUGUCUUAAAAAUGAUCCGGACAUAUUUUAUGCAAGAAAAUAUUUGGGAAAAGAAAAAAAAAAAAGACACUACGUCAUACUGGUGCGACAUACAAUCCUUAUACGAUGGUGAAAUUAUGAUGCUGAAGUUUGAGCUCAAGUGAUGGAUCAGCUUUAGUUUUGUGGGAACAAAAGCACACACACACACACACACACACACACAAAAUGCCUUAAUGCAUUGCUUUAAUUGGCAAAUAAAACGGAAGUUAGAAUGGCACAACUUCUUUUCUAAUGGCAUUUUAUAAUAUUUAUACAUAAAAUAUAUUUUCUAAUAUUGUACUAUUAUUCUUUUUACUUUUAUUGACUAUACAGCUGACAAUUCAUUUGUAAAAAAAAAAAAAUAUUCCAUUCAGUUUCAGAUCCUCUCCAUCCAGACUUAAGCUUCAUACAGAUACACUAUAGAUAAAAAUGAGUCACUUGUUUCUUUUUUUCCCCUUUAUUUACUCUUCCAUGGUUACGUCAGUGAUGUAGCAAGUUGCCUUGAUUGCACUAACAGCACAAUUUCAGUUUUGUUCGGUUAAAACAUUUUUGUACUUUUUUUUUUUUU